Messenger RNA from Penaeus indicus, 1685 nucleotides. RefSeq lists its product as uncharacterized. Gene Ontology annotation, molecular function: phosphatidylinositol N-acetylglucosaminyltransferase activity. Bases 97 to 1542 code for a protein of 481 amino acids. Gene Ontology annotation, cellular component: glycosylphosphatidylinositol-N-acetylglucosaminyltransferase (GPI-GnT) complex. Lineage: Eukaryota; Metazoa; Arthropoda; Malacostraca; Decapoda; Penaeidae. The record is from RefSeq and is a predicted model, not a curated record. The transcript has 11 exons. Gene Ontology annotation, biological process: GPI anchor biosynthetic process.
CGUCUCCCUGCCCAAGAAAACUACCUCUCAGCAGUUAUGAGCGUGAAUUUCAUAUAUUUCUACGGAAUUUGUGUAUGUAUAUUGACAUAAACUGAAAUGGAGACGAGAGAGAAGAAAGAGCGACAUGUCAUAUGCAUGGUGUCAGACUUUUUCUACCCCAAUGUGGGUGGUGUAGAGGAACAUAUUUUCCAGUUAUCACAAUGUCUUCUUGGACGCGGCCAUAAGGUCAUUGUCCUUACCCAUGUGUAUGGCAACCGGAGGGGAGUCAGACACAUGACUAAUGGUCUCAAGGUGUACUACUUACCCAUUCAGCCAUUCUACAGUCAGUCAGUGCUUCCGACCUUCAUCACAAGCAUUCCACUUUUACGAAAUAUAUUUGUACGUGAGAGGGUUACUAUUGUUCAUGGACAUUCAGCCUUUUCAACAAUGGCACAUGAAGCCAUGAAUUUAGCAAGAGCAAUGGGACUCAAGAGUGUGUUUACAGAUCAUUCACUCUUUGGUUUUGCUGACAUGUCUGCAAUAGUGACAAAUAACUUCCUGGCCAUAUCUUUAGCCGAUGUUAAUCACUGCAUAUGCGUUUCGUAUGUUGGGAAAGAGAAUACAGUCCUGAGGGCUAAUGUAGACCAAGAAAAAGUUUCGGUCAUUCCCAAUGCCCUCGACACCCAGGUUUUCAUGCCAGAUCCAGACCAGAGACCCAAAGAUAAAAUUAAUGUGGUUGUGAUGAGUCGUCUUCAGUACAGAAAAGGAGUGGAUCUGCAGCCAGAAAUAAUAAGACGUAUAUGUUCCCGGUAUCCGCAGGUGAACUUUAUCAUUGGUGGGGACGGGCCAAAGCGAAGUAUACUGGAGGAAGUGCGAGACGAAGUUGGUAGUGACCGCCUGGAACUCCUUGGUGCCGUACCCCAUGCCAAUGUCCACGGAGUCCUCGUAAAGGGACACAUAUUCCUGAACACUUCCUUGACCGAGGCCUUUUGCAUAGCCAUCUGUGAGGCCGUGUGCUCAGGGUUGCAGGUAGUGAGCACGAACGUCGGGGGAAUUCCCGAAGUUCUCCCGUCCCACCUCAUUCUCCUUGCUCACCCUAAUGUGGACAGUUUAACUCAGAUUUUAGACGUAGCCAUUCAAAGAGAAAUAACCAGGAGAAGAAUUGACCCGUGGGCAAUGCACAGGGAAAUGCGCAACUUGUACACAUGGCCAGACGUAGCAAGAAGAACAGAAAUUGUUUAUGAUAAAGUUAGGGGCGAGGAGUCCAGCGCUGAUAUAUAUCAACGUAUACCAAGGUAUAAAAAAUGUGGGUUACUGGCUGGUUGGUUUAUGAUGUUCCUAGUUACUCUGCAAUUCCUGCUUUUGAAGAUCUGUGAUAGAAUCUGGCCUAUUGAGGACAUUGAUAUUGCACCUGACUAUCCCGAGGGCAAUGCAGAGUGGUCCUACGGGGAAGUAGACUUAAACUCGAGAAGACAUAGAAACUCCAUUCUUGUCAACGGAGCUCCGAGAAUCUCAAGACUGUUAGAUCGACCCAGCUGCAAGAUGAAUAAUUCCGUUAGCUAAAGGAAGUGACUUCCGUGUUUUUUUCCUUUUGAACGAGGGGUGGAUUUUGCGUGUUGUGUGUAUAUAUAUAAGCAUGUCACUGAUGUAAAUUUGAUGCAGAUGUUGUGUAUUUUAUAUAAAUUUUAUUAAAAUAAAGAUAUGAA